Hordeum vulgare subsp. vulgare (domesticated barley) is the source of this 1420-nucleotide messenger RNA. RefSeq names its product probable magnesium transporter NIPA4. Gene Ontology annotation, molecular function: magnesium ion transmembrane transporter activity. Bases 16 to 1110 code for a protein of 364 amino acids. Gene Ontology annotation, biological process: magnesium ion transport. The record is from RefSeq and is a predicted model, not a curated record. Lineage: Eukaryota; Viridiplantae; Streptophyta; Magnoliopsida; Poales; Poaceae. The transcript is spliced from 9 exons. Gene Ontology annotation, cellular component: membrane.
GCGCCCGCGGGAGGCAUGGCGGCGGAGACGUCCACUUCGGCGGCCGCCGGCUCGGGGGGCGGGAGCUGGGUGGAGUCGUACACGGGGAUGUCCACGGACAACAUCAAGGGGCUGGUGCUCGCGCUCUCCUCCAGCGUCUUCAUCGGCACCAGCUUCAUCGUCAAGAAGAAGGGGCUCAGGAAGGCCGGCGCAUCCGGCGUCCGCGCAGGGGUUGGCGGGUACUCUUAUUUGUAUGAACCAUUAUGGUGGGCAGGAAUGAUUACAAUGAUUGUUGGAGAAGUUGCUAAUUUUGCAGCAUAUGCGUUUGCUCCUGCUAUACUCGUCACUCCACUUGGUGCACUUAGCAUCAUCAUUAGCGCCGUUCUUGCAGACAUUAUGUUAAAGGAGAAGCUACACAUCUUUGGUAUACUUGGAUGUGUUCUUUGUGUCGUGGGUUCAACAACUAUUGUGCUUCAUGCCCCUCAGGAGCGCGAAAUUGAGUCUGUUGCAGAAGUGUGGGAUCUUGCUACAGAACCAGCAUUUCUACUUUAUGCAACGAUCGUGCUUGUUGGAACUUUUGUGCUCAUAUUCCGUUAUAUCCCACAGUAUGGUCAGACACAUAUCAUGGUUUAUAUUGGUGUUUGUUCACUUGUAGGAUCUCUAUCGGUCAUGAGCGUGAAAGCUCUUGGUAUAGCCUUGAAGCUGACCUUUUCUGGGAUAAACCAGCUAAUCUACCCGCAGACAUGGUUGUUCGCAGUUAUUGUUGUUGCAUGUAUUUUAACACAGAUGAACUAUCUGAACAAGGCUCUUGACACAUUCAAUACGGCAGUUGUUUCACCAAUAUACUAUACUAUGUUUACAUCACUAACAAUAUUGGCUAGCAUCAUAAUGUUCAAGGACUGGGAUCGUCAAAACCCGACACAAAUUGUGACAGAGAUGUGUGGUUUUGUCACCAUCCUUUCCGGGACAUUUCUUCUUCACAAGACUAAAGAUAUGGUUGAUGGCCUCCCACCGACUCUGCCUAUCAGGAUUCCGAAACAUGGUGAUGAAAACGGCUACGCGUCUGAAGGAAUUCCUCUUAGAUCCGCUGCUGAAGGCCUCCCUCUGAGGUCACCAAGGGCAGCAGAAUAAUUUUGACCAACUUGAAAUGCUCAGUUAUCCUUGUGGCCAUGGUUGGCAUUCUUUCAUUCUAUCCAGCCUGUAGAUUGUACUUUAGGGCUCUAAACAGGAAAAGGCUCGUUCCCCCUUGUAGUUUUGGAGGAACCGGUAGAGUAUUGGGGAUAUAUAUGUCUUAUACAUCAAGAGUUUUUCAUGUUUCUUUUGAGGAACCGGUAUGGUAUAGUAUUGGUGAUACAUCUUAUACCGGCUAUCAUCUGUAACUGUUGUAUUAUUUGAAAAUAGAGAAAGAAUCUGAAGAACUCAAGUACCAUUGCUUCUUUCA